GCGAGCUGAAGUCAAGUUAAAGAGCAUGCUUACGUAUGAUGCCAAAUUUGUAUGUUGAAAGAAUUCGAUGGUGAAAUAUAUGCUACGAAAGAAGUGGUUAUGUUUACCUUAUGCUACGAUUCUUCGUUCUCUUAAUAAAUUUCUAGUUAGAUGAUCACUGUGUCAACUAAUUUUACAAUAUCAGCGUCUCUCCCUGAAUUAUAUCUAAUUGUUUUUCAUGUUUCAUAAAAAGGUAUUGAGCCAUCACUAGUGAAUAUUAUCACGGAACAGUGGGUGCCUUACCGGUUUACGACAUAACAGACCAUGUAACAUUUGAAAAUGUAGAAAUAUGGCUCGAAGAAUUGGGAGACCACACAGACCAAAACAUCGUUGUAAUGCUAGUGGGGAAUAAGGCAGAUCUUCGCCACCUCAGAGCUGUCCCCACGGGCAAAUCAAGUGGUUUUGCAGAAAGAGAGAACACUUUCUUCAUGGAAACAUCUGCACUUGAGGCACUCAAUGUAGAAAACUCCGUCAAAGAAGUACUCACUCAGAUUUAUCGAGUGGUUAGUCGAAAAGCACUUGAUAUAGGAGAUGGUCCAGCAUCUGUAUCAAGAGGACAGGCAAUUAACAUCGGAAAAGAUGAUGUAUCUUCUGUUAAGAAAGGUGGAUGUUGUUCCGGUCAAGCAAAAGGAUCAAUCAAGAGGUAAAUCCAGAAUCUAGAGUUAACAUGUUCAAAAUGAGUACGAUCCUUUUUUUCGUAUACACAAAGUUGAACUCUCCCUAGAUCCGCCUCUGGAUGCAAGUAUAUAUACACACAAAACAAAUCCAAUUUUCAAGAAAUGUAAGUUAAACAAAAGAACUAAUAUCACAGUAUAUUAUGGAGGAAACUAAAGGGGGAUGGAAGUACAUUUAGCUUAAAAAAUUACUUGUUUUAUAUUUUCAUGUGUAAUUUGUAAAUCAAGGGAAUUUCAGCUAAGAAAACUUUCUUGUUGACAGAAAAUACUUGCAAUAGACUGAAUGUCCAUGUUGCCCGGACUCCUCAAAAAUGUCGAUGGAUGAAUGUCUUAUCUUCCAAAAGUAGCAUAUUAUUUAAGGAUUCUGUCAUAAGACUGCACCAUGUAAAGUCCAGACGA
Capsicum annuum is the source of this 1112-nucleotide messenger RNA. Its product is annotated as ras-related protein Rab11B-like. Bases 375 to 686 code for a protein of 103 amino acids. The record is from RefSeq and is a predicted model, not a curated record. Lineage: Eukaryota; Viridiplantae; Streptophyta; Magnoliopsida; Solanales; Solanaceae. Gene Ontology annotation, cellular component: endosome. Gene Ontology annotation, molecular function: GTPase activity; GTP binding. The transcript has a single exon.